CUAGGCUAGGAAGGAAGAAAGGAUAGGCCGCGACUCAGACUCGAUCCCGCGAGCACCUACCACCAACUCUCCUCUCCUCUCCGGCCGCCGCCUCCGCCUCCCGCUCCGGUCCGGCUAGCCUCCACCACUCUCCCCGCUACAUGGAAGCCGACGUGCCCAUUGCCACCACCACCCUCAGAAAUCUUAGUUGAUAAAGGUGCUUUGGAGCUGCCGACCCAGAGCACGUUUUGCUCAUUGACUGCUCGCAGCGACAUGGGCCUGAAGUCUUAAAAGUGUCAAGAGGAUUUUCCAUUGCUUCUUUUCCAUAGCUGUAACCUGUGAAAAUAAGCUGGGUUUUCUUUAAUAGUCACGGAGAUCGUUAAGAUGAAGAUUACACGAGGAGCAGCCCCAUUUCUUCUCUGCCUCUGUGCAGUGGUUUGCCUCAUGGCUCAGAUAGGGACUGCGAAUGUAGUUCUAAUGGGGAAUAACCUUACUUUUUCAUUUGACGAUGUUGAGGCAAACUUUGCUCCCGGAGUGAAAGGUUCAGGUGUUAAUGGCAUUGUUUAUACUGCUGAACCUUUGAAUGCCUGCGGUGCUUUAACAAACAAAGCAGUCAAGGGUCCGCCUUCUCCAUUUGCAUUGAUUAUUAGGGGUGGUUGCACAUUUGAUGAGAAAGUGAAGAAUGCACAGGAUGCUGGAUUCAAAGCUGCAAUUGUGUAUGACAAUGAAAAUAGUGGGGUUUUGGUUUCAAUGGCUGGAAGCUCAAGUGGUAUUCAGAUAUACGCCGUGUUCAUCUCGAAGGUCUCAGGGGAGGUUCUGAAGAAAUUUUCAGGCUCUACUGACGUAGAGGUGUGGAUAAUACCCACAUUUGAGAACUCCGCCUGGUCGAUCUUGGCAAUUUCGUUUAUAUCACUCCUUGCCAUGUCUGCUGUUUUGGCUACUUGUUUCUUUGUGAGAAGACAUCGAAUAAGGCGGGACCGGCCUAGAAAUCAAGAAACCCGAGAAUUCCAUGGAAUGAGCAGCCAUCUAGUAAAGGCAAUGCCAAGCCUUAUUUUCACAAAGGUGCAAGAGGACAAUUGUACGUCGUCAAUGUGUGCCAUUUGCUUGGAAGAUUACAGUGUCGGAGAAAACCUAAGAGUGCUGCCUUGCCGUCACAAGUUCCAUGCAGUUUGUGUGGACAUGUGGCUAACAUCUUGGAGAUCAUUCUGCCCCGUAUGCAAGCGAGAUGCAGGUGCUGGAAUAUCAGCCCCUCCUGCCUCAGAGACUACCCCACUGUUUUCUUCUGCAGUUCACUUACCGUCCCCGACAUCCUCAUUCCGAUCAAGUGUCGGAGCAUCCCCUCCCAGGCCAAUAAGCCGACGUCCUUCAUCGCAAUCCAUAUCUCGUGUCUACUCCGUUUCUGGCACCCCACACUCCUCCAACAACACCCAAAGGCCUUACAGAAACACAUCUGCCAUGAGUACAAGCAGAAGCGGUGCAGACCUCUCAAACUUGUCUUCUCCCCUCCUCCGCCCAUCACACCUCAGCUCCACACACUCCCUGGUUGGCAACCACCUGUCUCCACCGGUCAACAUAAGCUACAAUUCCGGCUAUGGAUCGCGCAGCCGGCAUCUCAGCUCAUCCUACAUCUCCAAUUCUGGAUACAGAUCUUCUGGCCACCACUCCCUAGUUGGCAACAAUCUGUCUCCACCGGUCAACAUAGGCUACGCGCCACCGCAUGCGUACCAUUCUGGCUACGGAUCGCCCAGCCCACAUCUCGGCUCAUCCUACAUCUCCAAUUCCGGGUAUGGGUCUUCAGGCCAGCACUACUUGGGUUCAUCCAGCCAGCAAUACCUGGGUUCGUCCAGCCAGCACCACCUGGGUUCGUCCAGCCAGCACCACCUGGGUUCGUCCAGCCAGCACCGGUCGUCUUACCUACGGCGCUGCGGUGAGUCGGGGCCCAGCCUGUCCACCAUGGCCCCUCAGUCACCGCAGUCCCAGCUGAACCACCUGGCGGGCGCAUCGUCGGGCCAGUCCUUGCGGCAGUCCUACCUGAGGCACUGCGGUGAUUCAGACGCAAGCCUGUCCGCCAUGGCGUCGUCGGGCCAGUCGCUGCCAGGGUGCUGAUAGUGCUCAGCAGAAGCUCGCUUCCUUCUCCCUCUGCAUGCAAGAGAUGCGUAACCUGUGAAUACAUACAUCGAGGCGUGUGACAUAGGUGUUUGCUUGUUCGAGAGAUAGGGGGAACUGAAUCUUGCAUAGGUUUUUGUUUUUGUUUCUUUUUCUUUUGCCGUUUUUGUGUUUCUAGUGGUUGUGUUAUUUGUACAUUAUUAUUUUUAUAAGUAUACAGCGGCAUGAGGAAACUAAGUGUUAUAUGAGACAGGAUAGAGAUGGUGGUUUUGAAGUUGUCGUGGUUAUUAUGGAAGUGGAAAUUAAUUGUAAAGCUGGUUUAGAUGCAUUAGUCCUGA
Lolium perenne is the source of this 2423-nucleotide messenger RNA. The record is from RefSeq and is a predicted model, not a curated record. NCBI's taxonomy places the organism in Eukaryota, Viridiplantae, Streptophyta, Magnoliopsida, Poales, Poaceae.